Molecule: messenger RNA, 3659 nt
Organism: Pyrus x bretschneideri (Chinese white pear)
Lineage: Eukaryota; Viridiplantae; Streptophyta; Magnoliopsida; Rosales; Rosaceae
Product: probable leucine-rich repeat receptor-like protein kinase At1g35710
Exons: 2
Coding region: 89-3481 (1130 amino acids)
Biological process (GO): protein phosphorylation
Molecular function (GO): protein kinase activity; ATP binding; receptor serine/threonine kinase binding
Source: RefSeq, a predicted model, not a curated record
UGCACCUCCAAAGUUGUUACUAGCUCCCAUAUUUAUUUGUGACGCAUACAGACUGGCGAAAAAACAUAUCAUACUGCAACUCAAAACCAUGACAUUUCUUUAUAUGCUUCUGCUGCUGUCCGCAUUGCCACUGAUCAAAACGGCAUCAAUAUCUCCAAGAAAACAAGCAGAGUCGCUCGUCAAAUGGAAGGGCGGCUUUUCUUCUUUAUUAUCAUCAUCGCCACCUUCGCUACUCAAUUCAUGGUCCCUCACCAACCUCAACAGCCUCUGCAACUGGACUGCCAUUUCCUGCUCCAAAACCAGAACAGUCUCCAAAAUAGACCUCUCCAAUAUGCAAAUUUUCGGAACACUGUCCCUUUUCGACUUUUCCUCAUUUCCAAAUCUCACCCACUUCAAUCUAAAUGGCAACUAUUUCCAUGGGCCUAUACCAUCUGAGAUUGACCAGGUAACAGAGCUUCACUAUCUAAAUCUCCGCAACAACCGUCUCUCUGGUACCAUCCCCUAUCAACUGAGCAAUCUCCAAAAGGUACGGUACAUGGACCUUGGAUUAAACUAUUUUAUCUAUGCUGAUCAAGAUUGGUCAGAAUUUGCAGGCAUACCUUCAUUGACCUACCUUGCUAUGUCUAUGCAACCUGAUAGUCUAUAUCAUUCAGAAUUCCCAGAAUUUAUAUCUCAAUGCCGGAACUUAACGUUCCUCGACUUGUCUCAAAUUAAUUUGAAUGGCCAAAUUCCACCUUCGAUAGGCCAACUCAGGGAGCUCCAGUACCUUGAUCUUUCAUACAACUCCUUAAACUCUUCUAUCCCUUCUGAGCUCGGUCUUUGUACAAACCUCACCCACUUGUUCCUGGCUUCCAAUCAACUCAACGGGGAACUGCCUCUGUCCUUGUCCAAUCUGAACAACCUCGUCAAAUUGGGUUUAGCUAAUAACCAUAUCUCUGGCACGAUUCCGGACAAUAUAGGCUUGAUUUCUGGUCUUCAAAGUAUUGACCUGAGAAUGAAUCAUCUAGAAGGGAAAAUUCCAUCCUCUAUAGGCCAAAUCAGGGAGCUCCAGUACCUUGAUCUUUCAUACAACUCCUUAAACUCUUCAAUCCCUCUCUCUAUAGGCCAACUCGGGGAGCUCCAGUACCUUGAUCUUUCACACAACUCCUUAAACUCUUCUAUCCCUUCUGAGCUUGGUCUUUGUACAAACCUCACCCACUUGUUCUUGGCUUUCAAUGAACUCAACGGGGAACUGCCUCUGUCCUUGUCCAAUCUGAACAACCUCGUCGAAUUGGGUUUAGCUAAUAACCAUAUCCCUGGCAUGAUUCCGGACAAUAUAGGUUUGAUUUCUGGUCUUCAAAGUAUUGACCUGAGAAGGAAUAAUCUGGAAGGGAAAAUUCCAUCCUCUGUAGGCCAAAUCAGGGAGCUCCAGUACCUUGAUCUUUCAUACAACUCCUUAAACUCAUCAAUCCCUCUCUCUAUAGGCCAACUCGGGGAGCUCCAGUACCUUGAUCUUUCACACAACUCCUUAAACUCUUCUAUCCCUUUUGAGCUUGGUCUUUGUACAAACCUCACCCACUUGUUCCUGGCUUCCAAUCAACUCAACGGGGAACUGCCUCUGUCCUUGUCCAAUCUGAACAACCUCGUCAAAUUGGGUUUAGCUAAUAACCAUAUCUCUGGCACGAUUCCGGACAAUAUAGGUUUGAUUUCUGGUCUUCAAAGUAUUGACCUGAGAAAGAAUAAUCUGCAAGGGAAAAUUCCAUCCUCUGUAGGCCAAAUCAGGGAGCUCCAGUACCUUAAUCUUUCAUACAACUCCUUAAACUCAUCAAUCCCUUCUGAACUUGGCCUUCAUACAAACCUCACCCACUUGUCCUUGUCUUCCAAUAAACUCAGUGGGGAACUGCCUCUGUCCUUGUCCAAUCUAAGCAACCUCGUUGAAUUGGGUUUAGAUAAUAAUCUAUUUACUGGUCAAAUCCUUCCUUCUCUGGUCUCCAAUUGGAUUAAUAUGGAAUCUUUGCAACUUCAGUCCAAUGAACUCAGUGGGGAGAUUCCGACGGAAGUUGAAAAUAUGAACUUUCUGUUGACGCUCAAUCUAAGAAGGAACCACUUGACAGGAGCGAUCCCUCAGAUUCUAGGCAAUUUAGAUCUGCUUAAGCUGCUCGAUUUAUCACACAACCAUCUUUCGGGGCAAAUCCCAUCAUUUGUCAACAAGUUUUUUCUUCGUGAUGUUAAUUUUUCUUACAACAACUUGACUGGCCGAAUCCCAUGCGUUUUCCAAUGGGCACCAGAAAAUGCUUUGGUUGGAAACUCUGGGUUGCAUGGGUAUGUAGACUCGUGUGUAGACAGUAUACCCCCUCGGACCAACGUACCCCCUCGGCACAACAGAAAUUUCAAAAAGGAUAACAAAAGAGUUCUAAUUGGUAUCCUUGUGCCUGUUUGUGGUUUAUUAAUGGUUACAACUGUCAUUGGUCUUAUGUUCCGUAAAAAAUCCAGUCUCGUUUUGAACAAAGUCAACACUUCUGAAAACUUUGCGAGUUUGGAAUCAAUGAUAUUGCAAGAGGAAGUAAAGUUUACGUUUGCGGAAGUUGUGAAGGCUGUAGAUGACUUUCAUGAGAAGUACUGCAUUGGGGCAGGAGGGUUUGGAAGGGUUUACAAGGCAGAGUUGCAAUCAGGCCAAGUUGUUGCAGUUAAAAGGCUUAACAUGUCAGACUCUAAUGAUAUUCCAGCAAUCAAUCUCCAUAGCUUUCAGAAUGAAAUCCGAACUUUGACAAGCAUCCGGCACCGGAACAUCAUAAGGCUAUAUGGCUUCUGUUCAAGGAGGGGUUGCAUAUUCUUGCUUUAUGAAUACUUAGAAAGAGGAAGCCUGGGAAAAGCUUUGUAUGGAGUUGAAGGUGUUAAUGAACUCGUUUGGGCAACUAGAGUCAAAAUUGUGCAAGGACUUGCUCAUGCACUUUCUUACUUGCACCAUGAUUGCUCUCCACCAAUUGUGCACCGUGACAUAACCGUCAACAAUGUAUUGCUUGAGUCUGAUUUCGAGGUUCGUCUCUCAGAUUUCGGAAUAGCCAGGUUAUUGAGUACUGAUUCAUCCAACUGGACAGAUAUCGCUGGUUCAUUUGGCUACAUAGCACCAGAGCUUGCAUACACUAUGCGAGUCACGGAUAAAUGUGAUGUAUAUAGCUUUGGAGUGGUGGCGCUCGAAGUCAUGAUGGGAAAGCACCCAGGAGAUAUGCUAGAGUCCCAGCUACAAGAAUCAUCAAAAUCAAGGAGGGACAAUGUAGAAUUGCUCCUGAAAGAUUUGUUAGACCAAAGGUUGGAACCGCCAACCAAUGAAUCUGCAAAGGCAGUGGUGCUUGUAGUGAUAAUGGCCUUGGCCUGUAUACGAACGCGUCCUGCGUCCAGACCCACGAUGUUAUUUGUGGCACAAAAACUCUCAGCUCAAACCUUGCCUUGUCUUCCAGAACCAUUUGGUAUGUUGACAAUCAACAAGCUAAUGGCACUAUAAAAAAAAAUAAAAUAAAAUAAAAUAAAAAAGAAUACAAGGGCGAAUAGUUCAAACUUCCCUUUUGUAUUCCUGCCACAUGCAGUUCCAUCUAAUUUCUCGUGUAAUACAUCUUCAGUACUGUAAUUACUCAUCUGUAUUAUUUGUCGAAUGUGGAUUAAUGUGUGAUGAAUUUUCUUAA